AUGUCUAUAACUGAAGAACAAAAACAAAUUGUUAAAUCAACAGCAUCUGCCUUGAAAGAAAAUGGCAAAGAAAUAACUUCCAUCUUUUAUAAACAUAUGUUUGAAGCUCAUCCAGAAUUAUUAAAUAUAUUCAAUCGUACAAAUCAAAAAGUUGGAACACAGCCAUUAGCAUUAGCUAAUACAAUUUACUAUGCUGCUGAAAACAUUGAGCAUUUAGAUGUACUUGCACCACAAGUUGCACUGAUUGCUCAUAAGCAUCGUGCGUUAACUGUUUUACCAGAACAUUAUCCUAUUGUUGGCAAAUAUUUACUUAUUGCAAUAAAAGAAUUUUUAGGUGACAAUGGUACACAAGAAAUUUUAGAUGCAUGGGGAGCUGCUUAUGGUAUUAUUGCCAAAAUAUUUAUCGAUGCAGAACAAGAAUUAUACAAUGAACUUGGCCCAGAUGAACAUGAUAAAGGUUUUGUUCCAUUGAAUAUUGUUAAAAAAGAAACAGUUGCCAGUGGACCAAUCGUUGCUCUUACACUAGAACGCCAUGAUGGUGGGAAAAUGCAUACCUACCAUCCAGGACAAUAUAUUACACUUCGCAUUACAAAAGAUGGCUCCUUUCAUAAUCGACAUUAUAGUCUUUUGGAACCAUUCGAUGGUAAAACUUAUCGUGUUGCUAUUAAAGAUGAAGUUGAUUGUGAUCCAAAAGGUGUUGUUUCUAAUGAAAUAAUUGACAAUUAUAAAGUAGGCGACACUAUCUUAACAAGUUUUCCAGCUGGUACAUUUAAAUUAGUUAAAGAUGUUAAGCAUCAUUUAUUUGUUGCCGGUGGAAUUGGUAUAACAGUUCUUUCAUCAUUAAUUUUAGAAUUACAUAAAGAAAAUAAAGCAAAUAGCGCAACAUUAAUUCAUUGUGCAGCAACACAAGAACAUGCUGCUUUUGCUGAUCAAUUAAAACCAAUUCUUUCGGAAAAUCAAUAUAAAUUAUUUUGUCAAGGUGAAAAAUUAGCAAAAGAUGAUUUGCAAAGGGCAUUAACAGUAGAUUCCCAUGUAUACAUAUGUGGCUCAUUACCAUUUAUGAAUAAAAUUCAAGAUUAUUUAGCUGAAUGUAAUCACCCAGCAUCUCAAAUUCAUAUCGAAGCAUUUCAACCAUCACUUAGUAUUUUAAGAGAUGCUGUUAAAGACAAUGCAAAAACAAAAUCAUUAUAA
Rotaria socialis is the source of this 1191-nucleotide messenger RNA. Lineage: Eukaryota; Metazoa; Rotifera; Eurotatoria; Philodinida; Philodinidae. The record is from the annotation of a GenBank genome assembly.